Messenger RNA from Caenorhabditis briggsae, 3444 nucleotides. RefSeq names its product Protein CBR-INA-1 (gene Cbr-ina-1). Gene Ontology annotation, biological process: cell adhesion mediated by integrin; cell-matrix adhesion; integrin-mediated signaling pathway. The record is from RefSeq and is a predicted model, not a curated record. Lineage: Eukaryota; Metazoa; Nematoda; Chromadorea; Rhabditida; Rhabditidae. The coding region runs from base 1 to 3444 and encodes 1147 amino acids. Gene Ontology annotation, molecular function: integrin binding. Gene Ontology annotation, cellular component: integrin complex; external side of plasma membrane. The transcript is spliced from 9 exons.
AUGCGGGAAAAAUGUCUAAUUGGAUGGGCCCUACUAGUUUCUCUCAGCUGUGUCGUCAAAUCGUUCAAUCUCGAUGUGAAUGCGCCGAUUUACAGGUUUGGUCCCAAAGGGACCAAUUUCGGAUACUCGGUUGCCGAGCAUUUUAAAGGAGAGAAGCCUGUAAUGCUAAUCGGUGCGCCACGUGGCGAGUCUGGACAAACGGGAACCGAACGAGCGGGUGCAAUGUACUCGUGCGAUAUCAACACAUUUUAUAAUACUGGAUCACAGCAUUGGUGUGAACAGGUGCGUUUCGAAUACGACAACUCUGAGGACUACGCGAAACGACCGAACGAGACACGAGGAAGGACGGUGCAUCCAUUGGGAAAGAAUGAUCAAUUGUUGGCAUCGACGAUUGUUUCAAAGGGAACCAAGAAUGGAAGUGCUCUGGUAUGUGCUCCUUUGAUUCGCUACCAUCAAACCGCCGCCUACCCUCAAGGCGCUUGCUACGAACUCGAAUCCAAUCUUCGUCUCCAAUCUACUUACUCAACAUGUGCUCAAAAGAAUCUUCCGACAACGGACAGACACAACGAGUAUGGAGGCUGUAUGGAAGGGUUCUCGGCGGCUAUCACUCAGGAUACCGUUGUGACUGGUCUGAUUGGAAGUGUAAAGUGGACGGGUGGUGUUUUCGCCAAGAAAUCGUCAGCUAGCAUUUUCGAUUCCGUCGUUGAAAAGUACACGAUGAAUCAGCCAGCAGAGGAUAGCAUUCGAACGCGACUCGUUGCUCAUGACUAUCUGGGAUAUUCAGUAGACAUCGGAAGAUUCGGAUUCUGGUAUGAAGAUGGGAAACCGAUUACUGUAGUUUCCGGAGCAACGAGAUAUGGCGAACAUGGAGCUGUGAUAUUCCUUCCGUUUAUUCAGGAUUCCAGUUCAAAACUGACUCUAAAUGAAGACAAGUUUAUCAUCAAUGGAACUGCAAUGGGAUCAGCAUUUGGAUAUUCAAUUGAGGUUGUUGAUUUGAACGGAGAUGGGUUUGAUGACCUAAUUGUUGGUGCUCCAUUUGAACAUCGGACUGGAAUCGAUGGAAAUUUCGGAGGAAUCGUCUACGUUUAUUUCUCUCAAGGAGUCCAAAGACAGAAACACGAAUCUCACCUGGUCUUCCAUCCCCCAAAAGUGAUCAAAAAUCCAGAUUUCUAUUCACAAUUUGGGUUAUCAAUUACAAAGUUAGGAAAUGUGGAUGGAGACAAAAAUGGGCUCAAUGAUUUUGCCGUUGGUGCGCCAUUUGCAUUCGAUGGAACCGGAGCGGUCUAUAUCUAUCUUGGAACCAAAAGUAUUGACAAAUUCCGCAAGAAGCCUGCUCAAGUGAUAAAGGGAAAUGAGUUGCCAAAUCUUCCAGAAGGAAUGAGAUCCUUUGGAUUCUCUCUAUCCGGUGGAUCUGAUAUGGAUGAGAAUGGUUAUCCAGAUCUUCUCGUUGGAUCUCCUUCUAAAAACUUUGUGGCUCUUCUUCGAGCUCGUCCAGUUAUUAGCAUAGAUGCCAAGCACAAAAUGCAGACCCGAAUGAUUGAUAUAGAUAAGGGUGUCAAUUGUCCACGUGGCUCCAAAACCUGUUUCCCUCUGGAAAUGGUGAUCUAUGUAGAUGAGGAGACAACGCGUGGUGCUGAACUCGUCGACUUCUCCUCUGACGUCUUCAUGUGUAAUCUUGAGGCGAUUCCGUAUCGAGCUGAUACCACUGCUCGUGGAUUUAUCGAAGGAAGUCAUUCACACAACUACACUUGGCCAUGUGGAAGUAACAGUCAUGUACAGAAGAGAACGUAUCGUCAGAAUAUUUAUUUGCCAAUUCAAGAAGCAAAAGACUGGAUUACUCCGCUCAAGUUCCGAUUCACAGUUAGCAUUCGAAACGAAAAGAAGCCGAUCCAACCCCCACAAGGAAGCCAAGUUGUCGAUUUGAAGCACUUCCCGGUGCUCAAUAAGUACGGAGCCUCUUACGAAUUCGAUGUUCCAUUCAACACACUUUGCGGAGAGGAUCACACGUGUCAGACGGAUUUGUCAUUGAAGGCAACCUUCAAGGAUAUUCCAUUAACCGCCAAUGGAUAUGUGUCAAAUGUCGGAGAAAAGGAUUAUCUUGAUGUGACAUUCACUGUUGAGAACAAAAAAGAAAAGGCUUAUCAAGCGAAUUUCUAUUUGGAAUAUAACGAGGAGGAGCUGGAAUUGCCUCAAGUGAACGGAGCAAAACGGAUGAUUGCCGAGACAAUUGGAAAGAAUAUUGUGCAUUUGCCACUUGGUAAUCCGAUGAAUGGAGGAUCCAAACAUCAUUUCACAAUUCAAUUCAAAUUGACACGUGGAAGGACAGAAGGCAUCGGGAAGGCUCUGAAAUUUGUGGCUCAUGUGAACUCAACGUCACAGGAGACUGAAGAGGAGUUGAAAGAUAAUAAGUGGGAAGCAGAGGUUCAGAUUAUUAAGAAAGCAGAGUUGGAAAUUUAUGGAAUCAGUACGCCGGAUAGAGUGUUCUUCGGAGGAAAAGCUAAAGCGGAAUCUGAACUUGAAUUGGAAGAAGAUAUCGGAACAAUGGUUAGACACAACUACACAAUCACUAAUCAUGGACCAUGGACUGUUAGAAAUGUGGUUGCGAAGUUCGAUUGGCCAUAUCAGGUUCAUUCAAGAUUUGGAAGAGGAAAAUGGGCACUGUAUCUUCUGGAUGUACCAACCAUCACCACUGAAUUCACAGAUGGAACCAGAGAAGUGAGGAAAUGCUCCAUCGAGCAGAAAUAUGAAUAUGUGAAUCCGGCGGAUAUCAAACUGAAUACAAAAUACAGUACACAAGAAACAACUCCCCACAGAAUUGAGCAUAGAUACAAACGAUCACUUGAUGAAGAGGAUGUGAAGUAUCAAGAGGAAUCUGGAGAACUCAGAACGUCUGAAGAAGAGGAAGAACGUGGAUUCAGGCAUACCCUUGCGAAAAUGUUCAAUUUCAAUUUCUUUGCUAGCGCCGAUGGUGGAAUCAAGAGAGAAGUUCAUAACUUGAGUUGCCAAGAAAAAACGGCUAACUGUUUCACCGUUGUCUGCCACUUCGAUUUCCUCGAUGCUAACUCUGCUAUCGUCGUCGAUUUCCGUGCUCGAUUAUGGAAUUCCACUUUUGUAGAAGAUUUUUCUGGUGUGGAAAGUGUAAAGGUCAAGUCAUUCGGACGAUUGGAAUUAGAUACUUCACAAGGGAUCGAUGACAAUCCGGAUAAUAAUCAAGCAUCAGUAACGACGUCAGCAGAUCCAGAUCGGCCUACAAUUGGUGACUCCCGACCCAUCCCGUGGUGGAUCAUUGUUGUAGCUGCUAUCAUCGGAUUCCUUAUCGUAUUUCUUAUCAGUUUUUGCCUAUAUAAAUGUGGUUUCUUCAAACGGAAACGCAUGGAUCAACCAUCAUUGUACACUGCUCAGUUACGACAUGAACGCGAGCAAUGGGCAGAUACAGGGCUAUAG